AUGGUGUGGUUGGGCUCCUCUGCGGCGAGUUGCACUUUGCGCGGCCCCGGAUGCUUUGGCUCAGCCCCAGGCCCAGGCCAGGCAGAAUUCAUUUUUUUCUAUCAUUUGCCCGACUUUUUACUACCUGCCAUGGCCAAGCCGGUGACCCUCGCCGUGGCGGCGGCCGGUGCCUACCUCUGCAGUGAGGCCUUCGUGCCCAGCGCGCAGCUCGUGCAGACGCCGGCCUCCGCGGGGCGGCUCCGUGGAGGCGAGGCCAGCAGCAGCAACCGCGGCCUGGCGGUUCCCGCGGCCGCGGCCGCGGCCGUGCUCUUGGCAGGUGCCGCGGCGCCCACGCGCCGGCGACCCGCCGCGGUGUGCAAGGCCUUCGAGAAUGAGCUGGGCGCCACCAUGCCCUUCAAGUAUUUCGACCCACUCGGCAUGGCCAAGGAUGGCGACUCCGAGACCUUCCGCCGGCGCCGGAUUUCUGAGAUCAAGAACGGUAGGGUGGCCAUGAUGGCCUGCAUGGGCUACAUCGCCCCAGAGUACUUCCGCUGGCCUGGCUACUGCUCGCCUUCGGCAGACUUGAAAUUUGCGGACAUCCCGAACGGCAUCCAAGCGCUUUACAAGAUGCCUGCAGAGGCUUGGGCACAGAUCGGAGUCUUCAUCGCCUUCCUAGAGCUCUUCCCCAUGAGGCAAGAGAAGGAUGCCGCGCCGGGUGACGCCCCCAACUUCGGGCGUUUGGGUGUGCCCUUCUUCUCCAGCAAGGCAGACCCGGAGAAGAAUCGCCGAUCCUUGGAUGCUGAGAUCAACAACGGCCGAUUGGCCAUGGUGGCGAUCACUGGCAUGAUUUCGCAGAACGCCUUCUUCGGCACCACCGGACCUGACAUGUGGCUGCCCGGCGCCUCUGCCUUCGAAGGCGAGCUGGGGGUGCAGGCGCCGGUGGGCUUCUGGGACCCGCUCGGCCUGUCCGCUGAUGGUGAUGUGGACGCCUUCAAGCGCCGUCGCGCCGUGGAGCUGAAGCACGGCCGCAUUUGUAUGCUCGCUUGCGUCGGCUACAUCGUGCCGGAGUACUUCCGCUGGCCUGGAUACCUGUCGCCGGAGAAGGGCCUGAAGUUCGCGGACAUGCCCCACGGCAUCGCUGCCGUCUCCAAGGUGCCCCUGGAGGGCUGGGUGCAGAUCGUGUUGUUCCUGGGCCACAUGGAGGGCUACUUCUGGCGCCAGGACCCCAAGCGCGCCCCGGGUGACUACGAAGGCUACGGCUUCCUGGGCGUGGGCAGGAACUUCAUCUUUAAUUUCGAACCUAUUGAGUUCAAGGACGCCGAGGUCAAGAAGACGAAGCUCCGUGCAGAGAUUGCCAACGGCCGUUUGGCCAUGGUGGCUCUGAUGGCCAUGCUCUUCCAGAACGGCACCGUGGGCACCACCGGCCCUGCCAUGUGGCUGCCCUCCGCCUGUACCUUCUGUGAAGUGAGACGCAGAGUGCUGUGCCAAUCGGAAUUGAAUCGUAGCACUAGAGCCUUGGCGUCCUGCACCAGAGGAGGCUCAGAGGUGCCUAUUGGAGGUAUUUCGUUGCAGGGCGAGCCUGGAAUAGCCUUGGAGAGCAUCGUGCAAUGGUGCGGAGCCAAGCCCCUGACCCUCAUGGCGGCGGCUGCCGCCGGCACCUACCUCUGCAGUGAGGCUUUUGUGCCCGGUGCGCAGCUGGUCCAGACGCCGCAGGUGCGCACCUCCCACCUCCGCGCCGGCCCCAGCGGCAGCGGCUCCAGUGCCGUCAGCGGCCUUGCGGCGGGCGCCGCCCUGUGCGUGGCAGCCGCGGGCGCCGCGCGCAGCCGCAAGACGGGCACCGUGUGCAAGUCCUUCGAGAAUGAGCUCGGUGCUACCUUGCCCUUCAAGUACUUCGACCCCCUGGGCAUGGCAAAGGAUGGUGACGAGGCUACUUUCCGCCGCCGCCGCAUCUCUGAGAUCAAGAACGGUAGGGUGGCCAUGAUUGCUUGCAUGGGCUACAUUGCGCCUGAGUACUUCCGCUGGCCGGGCUAUUGCUCGCCUUCUACAGAUCUGAAGUUUGCCGACAUCCCCAACGGCAUCCAGGCAUUGUACAAGAUGCCGGCGGAGGCCUGGGCCCAGAUUGGCGUGUUCAUCGCCUUCUUGGAACUCUUCCCUAUGAGGCAGGAGAAGGAUGCCCUGCCGGGUGACGCUCCCAACUUUGGGCGCCUGGGAGUGCCCUUCUUCUCCAGCAAGGCGGAUCCCGAGAAGAACCGUCGAGGUCUCGAGGCGGAGAUCAACAACGGACGAUUGGCCAUGGUGGCGAUCACUGGCAUGAUUUCGCAGAACGCCUUCUUCGGCACCACUGGACCUGACAUGUGGCUGCCCGGCGCCUCUGCCUUCGAAGGCGAGCUGGGUGUGCAAGCGCCGGUGGGCUUCUGGGACCCGCUCGGCCUGUCCGCUGAUGGUGAUGUGGACGCCUUCAAGCGCCGCCGCGCCGUGGAGCUGAAGCACGGCCGCAUUUGCAUGCUGGCCUGCGUUGGCUACAUCGUGCCGGAGUACUUCCGCUGGCCUGGGUACCUUUCUCCGGAGAAGGGCCUGAAGUUCGCAGACAUGCCCCACGGUAUCGCCGCGGUCUCCAAGGUGCCCCUGGAGGGCUGGGUGCAGAUCGUGCUGUUCCUGGGCCACAUGGAGGGCUACUUCUGGCGCCAGGACCCCAAGCGCGCCCCGGGUGACUACGAAGGCUACGGCUUCCUGGGCGUGGGCAGGAACUUCAUCUUUAAUUUCGAACCUAUUGAGUUCAAGGACCCCGAGGUGAAAAAGACCAAGCUGCGGGCCGAGAUUGCGAACGGCCGCCUUGCCAUGGUGGCUCUGAUGGCCAUGCUCUUCCAGAACGGCACCGUGGGCACCACUGGCCCUGCCAUGUGGCUGCCCUCUGCCUAG
Messenger RNA from Effrenium voratum, 2898 nucleotides. The record is from the annotation of a GenBank genome assembly. Lineage: Eukaryota; Dinophyceae; Suessiales; Symbiodiniaceae.